This is a messenger RNA of Triticum turgidum subsp. durum (durum wheat), 1203 nucleotides long. The record is from the annotation of a GenBank genome assembly. Lineage: Eukaryota; Viridiplantae; Streptophyta; Magnoliopsida; Poales; Poaceae.
AUGGCGGUGGAGCUGGGCGAGAUUGAGGAGCUCGUCGAGGAGAUCCUCAUCCGCCUCCCUAAGGACGAGCCUGGUAAUCUCCUCCGCUCCUCCCUCGCCUGCAAGCCAUGGCGCGACCUCCUCGCCAGCCACGCCUUCCGUCGCCACCACGGCGACUUCCACCGAACACCUCCCAUGCUUGGCUUCCUCCGCGACUGGCCGGAACUCAGCAUCGAGUUCUUCCCCACCACGGAUUUCCUGGCGCGCGGUCCCGACCCCCAGCACCAAUAUACCGUGGAAGAUUGUCGCCACGGCCGCGUCCUCCUUCGAUACUUCGAUGAGGAUGAGGAUAUGCCAUUGCUGGUCGUCUGGGACCCCAUGACGGGCAGCGAAACAGUGCUUGGCACCCUUAAAAUGUCGGAAAAGGCAAGGUCGUUUGCCUCGGUGAUCUGUGCUGCGGACAGCUGCCGCCACGGUGACUGCCAUUCCGGUCCAUUUGGCGUCGUUUUCGUCAUCCUUCACCGGGAAGAAGAGGUUGCUACGGCGUCCGUGUACUCAUCGGAGACGGGUAGUUGGAGCUCUUCGGCCGUCACCGAUGUUGGUACGUUUGAGGAUGAAAUCCAUUUCUCCAUGCCUAGUGUGCUCGCAGGAGACGCGCUCUAUUUCCUCCUUUUCCGGGGCCAGGAUGUUGAAGGUUGCAGUAUUCUCAAGUACGACCUGGGAACCUCCUGUCUGUCGGAGAUUCAUCUGUCGGAGGAGAUGCAGGAUGCCAGCGACAAUCCUAUCCUCAUGGUGGGGGAAGACGGUAGGCUGGGGAUCGCACACCUGUUCUUUUUCGGCCUCUCCGUCUGGUGGAGGGAGGUGGAUCCCGAUGGAGUUGUGUCGUGGACACAACGGAGAGACAUCGACCUCGAGACUCUUCUUCCUGCUAGUGAUUCCAUAGUAUCACCUGAGUUGGUUGGCUCCAUGGAGGGUACUGAUAUCAUUUUUGCAACCACAAAUCUCGGCACCUAUGAAAUUGAUCUCAAGUCACUGAAAUCACCUUUGAAGAUGCUCUCGAGCAAGCUGUGUCAACAUCCAGAUAUCAAAUGGACCCUCUUUCCCUACGUUAGCUUCUACUAUCCUCCAGCUCCAGCGGUGGCUGGUGUUGUGGCUGAAGCAUCAAGUGAUGAAGCUGGACAUGGCAAUGAGGAAGCAGAAGUCUCAAGAAUUGAAGAAGUUUAG